Molecule: messenger RNA, 1944 nt
Organism: Uloborus diversus
Lineage: Eukaryota; Metazoa; Arthropoda; Arachnida; Araneae; Uloboridae
Product: triadin-like
Exons: 14
Coding region: 91-1944 (617 amino acids)
Biological process (GO): negative regulation of centriole replication
Molecular function (GO): microtubule binding
Source: RefSeq, a predicted model, not a curated record
CCUUUAGCAUCGCAUGGUUUUGCUUUUUUAAAUAUUAGCAUUAUUUGCUAUACAUAUUCUUGUAGGUAGAGUACUCAGAAAUCGUAGCACAUGAUUAAUUCGUUUUGGAAUAUUUGUAGUACUUGUCCGAUGCCCAAAGAGGAGAAGUUGAAUUCUGAGUAUAAACGGAAUUAUGUGUGGCAUCCGCAAUACAAACCUCUGGCUCAAGAUGUUGUCAGCUGUGCUCCUCAAUCAAUUGUCAAAGAGAUUGGUAUUCAGAGAAGAAAACAAUAUCCAGAACUUGCUUAUCGAAAUAAUGAGGUGAUACGACAUGAUCUGAGUCAUCACAGUAAAGAUGCAGCUGAUCUAAGAGCUAGGAGUGAAGAACGUGAUAUGGGCCUAGCUUCUAAAUCAGGACCGAGAAGCCGGUCAGCUGAACCUGGGAGCAGCCAUUAUCAUCAAAAAUCGAUCAUGGUGCAAAGCUUUCCUCCAAUAACCUCUGGGCGGGUAGCUGUAUUACCUGAAGCAGAUGAAUUUCCUAUUAUAUCUGAGAAUCCUUCGGAAACCACAGAAUACAAAUCUCAAUUUGCCUGGCCGAAAAAAACAGAAGGAGAAAUUCCAUGCACAGCUCGAAAAUCUGUUUCAAUGGGAAUUAUUAAAAGUGCUGAUGAACCAGACAUGUCUGUGCCAAAGUUCAAAGCUGCUGCCAUACACAGACAAUGCACAAAGAAAAAAGAAGCUACUAUUCCAGAUAAAAAACCUCAAGAUAGCAAAAAAAAAGUGAAAACUGAGUACAAAGCUAAGUACAAGCCGUUUACUUCCUAUGUUUAUGUGGAUGGCCAGUGGAAGAAAACAUCCAGACUUCUAAAGGUACCAGAAAAACCAGUUGAAACUCAUGAAGAGCCAUGGUUUGUGGAAGUUGUGGAGAGAUUGCAGAAGGCUAAUGAAUACAGAUGGAGAGGUCACACUGGUGAACUAUUACCAGAGAUUUAUAAGCAGCCUCCUGAAAUCCCCCCUUCCCGAUCCAAGCUGGCUCUUCCUGAAUUGCAGAUGAAUGUAACAAAAUGUCAUCAAUCCACCUCUAAGAAGUCUGAUUCCAGAAAAAGAGAAACUCAUACAGAUUUUUCUAAAGAGAAGAAAAAAGACAAAGAAGCUAAAACACCACCAGCAUUAAGGAGACCAAAAUCUGCGGAACCAGCCAAAGCAAAAGAAGCUGUUAAGCACAAACGUCCCGCUACUACUCCCCCUGCUAAACCAAGUGCUCAUGUUUUACCCACCCGAAGAAAACCCAUCAAGGAUGAUGAAGUGGAUAAAAAGCCAAAAGCUAGAACACCCUCCCUCAAAAAACUCAAAGAAGAACCUGCCAAAGUAGCAUCUUCUGUCAGCCGCAAAACAGAGAAUCCAUCUUCUUUACCCCAGGGCAGUGGCGGGAAGGUCUGGCUGCAGGCCGAUCAACCUGUUUCAGAACCCAAAGAAGGGGAUGAUGCAUCUGUCAGAAAACAUUCGGAUGCUGUGAGGCCUUCCUCCUUGUCACCCAUUGCAAAGCCUGUGCCUCCGCAGCAAGAACAACCCCAGAAAGUGUUUAAUGACGUUGAGGCCAAAGAAGAGCCAUCUUCUGCUGAAACAAAAUCAGCAGUCCCAUAUUCAUCUGUUGUUCCACUCACACAUGUAAGAACACCCGAAGAGGUGACUGGUGUAAAGAGCCCUGAUCCUGAGAAUUGGACUGUUCCUAUAGAGAGUAGUGAAAAAUUACAGUGGAGCGGCGUUAAUACUUCUGAUGCUCCCAUGAGGUUAAAGAAAACAGAAGAAAUUAGUGAAAAUUUAUCAAAAUUACCUACUGAUGAAUCAGUGCCUAUUAAUACUGGAUCUCAAGAAAGUGUUCCAAGCUCUAGCAAAUUGACUUCUACAAAUGUUUUAGAUAGAGCUCGUAGUAGGCUUGACCAAUUUUGGGGAAAAAACAAGUGA